Molecule: messenger RNA, 2025 nt
Organism: Seriola dumerili (greater amberjack)
Lineage: Eukaryota; Metazoa; Chordata; Actinopteri; Carangiformes; Carangidae
Gene: dkk3a
Product: dickkopf WNT signaling pathway inhibitor 3
Exons: 7
Coding region: 1-873 (290 amino acids)
Biological process (GO): multicellular organism development; negative regulation of canonical Wnt signaling pathway
Cellular component (GO): extracellular region
Molecular function (GO): receptor antagonist activity; co-receptor binding
Source: RefSeq, a predicted model, not a curated record
AUGACCAGCAUGAUGCGGGUCGUUCUGCUAGUCUUGGCUCUCACUGCAGUCUGCAAUGGCAUCCUCCCCGAGAUAGUGGACUCAGGUAUCAGUCACAUACUGGAGGAUAAAUCCGACCAGGGAGAGUCGGAGCUGGACCGCAUGUUUGUGGAAGUGGAGCAACUGCCAGAGGAUCCGCAGCAAAAGCCUGGGGAUGCGUUUCACCAAAGGAACAACAAGAGUGUGAGUCUCAGCCCUAACCCCAAUGACCUUCCUCCAGGUCAUCACAAUGAAACUGCUUCUGAUAAAGUGACUGAUAAUGACUCUGUCCACACCUCAGUAGACCAGGAGACAAACAACAUAAGCACCACAACUGUCCAAUCCAGUGACUUGGGAAACGGCAUUGAUCAUGGAUGCAUCACUGACAAGGACUGUGGGAAGGGAAGGUAUUGUCUUUAUGUCUUGCACGACUCCAAGUGUCUGCCUUGCAAAGCAAUCGAUGUGUCCUGCACUAAAGAUGAGGAGUGCUGUGGGGAACAGCUGUGUGUGUGGGGUCAGUGCAGUCAAAAUGCAACAAAAGGAGAAGCUGGCAGCACUUGUCAAUACCAGACUGACUGUAGCCCAGAGCUCUGCUGUGCUUUCCAUAAAGCCCUGCUCUUCCCUGUCUGCUUGGCCAAACCCAUUGAGCGCGAGCGCUGCUUUGGUACCUCCAACCACCUGGUAGAGAUGUUGUCCUGGGACGUUCAGGACAAAGGACCCAGGAAACAUUGCCCCUGUGCAGGGGAUCUCCACUGCCAGCACCUAGGGAGAGGGUCCAUGUGCCUUAAAGGAGAGGACUCAAGCGAAGAGGACCUGACAGACACGCUCUACUCUGAGAUAGACUAUAUAAUCUAGACGCAGCUUGAUUUGAUUCACAUUGCCUCGGAAACAACCAGACUGGGGUCUCGAUGGACUCUAGAGCUUUGCUGCAAGGUUAUAGCACUUUCUGUUUACCAGCUUAAUCCAAAGUGAUAAAGCUAUAAAGCAUGGAAAAUGGAUGAAAAUAUAUUGAUUUGCCGUAAAUGAGACCUAAGGUUUCUGAAAAUGUAGAUAUCAAAGUCACUAAAAAAAAACAGGAAACAUAUAUAUAUAUUUGCAAAUUCCUGUGUUGAUACUAAACACUGGUUUCUUAACUAUUUGCUGCAUCUCUAUAUUUUACUGCAACUUAAACCCUUAAAUCUAAUGCUAAUCCCAGCCGUAAGUACUCACUGUUUAAAUUUGUAAUGUCACCUGCAUUGCAUUGUCAUCACUCAGAGUGGCAGCAUCAUCCUGACAAACUGAGACCAAAAUAGAACAAAGAAGAACGUUACCUUUGAACCACUGAAUUUCCAGUCUCACUCCAUUUACUGUGCACUAGAAAGAAAAAGAAGGAGGUACAGUCAUGUUUCAUGUACCGUAUAACCCAGUAAAACCAUAUCACAGAAGCAUCCAAGAAUCACUCACCUUAAAAUUAUAUCUAGAUUCAUCUACAGGACGCCAACGCUUUCCUCCUUUUACAUGUCUGAUGAAACUUCAAAGUUGUUUCCGAGUAAAUAUUAUUCUGGCUGCUUGUUGUUAAGCUUUAUUUUUUCUCUGCACUUUCCCCGUUAUUUCUGAGAAAGCAUUUGGCGACCCUCGCUGCUUGAUCCUCCAAAAACUGCCUUGCUGCCUAGAAACACCUUCAUGAUGCUCUAUGUUUCACGAAAGUACUGUAUGUUUUUGCCAAGACCUAAGCCUCAAAAUUUUUAUGGCUCAGAGAUGACAUGUUAUUGUAUGUUUAACAAGAGGAAACACUGUCCAACAUGCCAUGGUGUGAUUUAUUCUCUCCAUAUUGUCUGUAUGUGUAUAUAUUUAUUAUGUAAUGUGUCUUUUCUUUUAUAUAUGAACUUAAUUCUGUAUCACUUUAUUUCAGUAAUCCACUGUUGUCUGUCAAGCAGUACCUCAUAUUCAUAUGCAAAUGCAUUAGACUGUACAGUUGUACUUAAUUAACUUAUAACUCGGGGUAAAAUCCUGUUUCACUUAUUAAAG